CACACAAACAAUGCUUCUCCUCAAGUCUUUGCCGUUUACAAUGUAAAUCCGUAAUGAUGUGAGAAAAUGACAGGGAGAUCGAGUAAACCAUAAGCUGGUUCGAUGGCUUUGUUUGGUCAUGUUUCAUGAAAGAGAAGCGGCUGGUUUUUUUUUUUUUGUGAGGUCCAAGGUCACACACACUUAGUGAAAUUAUAAACCUGCAGAUGCAGGCGACUCGACAACUCCCUCACCGAAUGUGUGGUUGGAUGCUUGACAUGUAGUAGUAGUAGUAUCUCGUGUUCUUGUCAACAUCGCAGCCAGUGCCUUUCUCUUUGUCGCUUCAAUCUGCCUCCUCUCGCUAUAUAUCUCGCACCAGGCUGUUCAUAUUUGCUCCUUACCUUCUCACUAAAUUCAGACGAAAAUUCAGAGCUGUAAAAGAAGAAGAAAAAUUCAGAGUUCAAAAGUUCAGUGAGAAUUAUCUUGCAGGUGCUGCAUUAUGGGGGACGAGAAGCAUCCUAGCUCGAAGCUUUCAGAGAUUCUCCGGCCAGGAAAGCUGCUGCACCGGCGGCGGCGGCUCGUCUCCGAGUUCGCCGACGUAGGGCGGGAGGACGCGUUGCACGAGAGCGACACGGUCAAGUACAGGGUGUUCGCCGGCACGUGGAACGUCGCCGGCGUGGCGCCGCCGGACGACCUGGACCUCGGUGACUGGCUGGACGCCAAGGCCGACUCCUACGACAUCUACGUUCUUGGGUUGCAGGAGAUCGUGCCGCUGAACACGAGGAACGUGCUUGGCCCGACGAGGAGCUCGGCCGCCAUGAAAUGGAACUCGCUCAUCGGCGACGCGCUGAACAGGUUCACUACCGGAAGAAGAAGACGAGACGACGACGACGACGAGGGGGCGCAGCGGCAUGGUCAGCAGCAGCAGCCGUUCAGGUGCGUGGUGAGCGAGCAGAUGGUGGGCAUCUUCGUCUCCGUGUGGGCGAGGAGUGGGCUCCGCCGCCACGUCCGCCACGCCGCCGCCUCCUGCGUCGGCGCCGGCGUCCUCGGCCGCCUCGGCAACAAGGGUGCGGUGUCGGUCCGGUUCUUGCUGCACGGCACAAGCUUCUGCUUCGUCUGCUGCCACCUCGCCUCCGGCGGCAAGGACGGCGACGCGCAGCUCCGCAACGCCGACGCGGCGGACAUCCUCUCCAGGACCACCUUCCGCCGCCGCACCACCGCCGCCGCGUCGCCGGCGCCGGAGGAGUUGCCGUUGCCGAGGAAGAUCCUCGACCACGACCGGGUGGUGUUGCUCGGCGACCUCAACUACCGGAUCGCCAUGGACGACGCGGAGGCGCGGCUGCUGGUGCGGGCGGGGAAGUGGAGCAUGCUGCUGGAGAACGACGAGCUCCUCCUCGAGCUCGCCGAGGGCGGGAGCUUCGACGGCUGGCGCGAGGGCCUCGUCACCUUCUCCCCGACCUACAAGUACCACCUCAACUCCGACAUGUUCUACUGGUCCAUCGACGCCGCCGCCGGCGGCGGCGACAAACAGCAGCAGCGCGCGCCGGCAUGGUGUGACAGGAUACUGUGGCGAGGGAAGGGGAUGAGGCAGGCGAGCUACGAGCGCUGCGGCGGCUACCGGAUCUCCGACCACCGGCCGGUGAGGGCGUUGUUCGACGCCGUCUGCGAGCUCGCCGGAGGCGGCGUCGGCGUCGAGCACUCCGCCGCCGGCAUAGCUAGCUUUGGACAUGUCCCGCUUCUGUGAUAUCUCAAAGUGUGAAAGAGUGCCGUACAUUUUUUUUUUGUUACUCCUACUUGGUUGGGAGACGCUCUGACUUUUUACUCUAAGCUUAACUAGCUUUAUAGAACUAUUUUUUGUAAAUAUUAUGCUGAUGUUAUGAAAACAAAUAUAUUAUGAAAAUGUAAUCAAUUAUAAAUUUAAUAAAACUAUGCUGAUGUUGUAAAUAUUA
This is a messenger RNA of Oryza sativa Japonica Group (Japanese rice), 1925 nucleotides long. RefSeq names its product type IV inositol polyphosphate 5-phosphatase 9. The record is from RefSeq and is a predicted model, not a curated record. Lineage: Eukaryota; Viridiplantae; Streptophyta; Magnoliopsida; Poales; Poaceae. Gene Ontology annotation, biological process: phosphatidylinositol dephosphorylation. Gene Ontology annotation, molecular function: phosphatidylinositol-3,4,5-trisphosphate 5-phosphatase activity; phosphatidylinositol-4,5-bisphosphate 5-phosphatase activity; inositol-polyphosphate 5-phosphatase activity.